Molecule: messenger RNA, 1678 nt
Organism: Labeo rohita (rohu)
Lineage: Eukaryota; Metazoa; Chordata; Actinopteri; Cypriniformes; Cyprinidae
Gene: cabcoco1
Product: ciliary associated calcium binding coiled-coil 1
Exons: 8
Coding region: 2-925 (307 amino acids)
Source: RefSeq, a predicted model, not a curated record
CAUGUCUGGAAGAGAGAGAUCACGAGAGGGAGUCCGAUCCGCUGAAAACUCAGAGAGGAUUAAGAGAGGAGAAGAAGCGGAUAAAGAUGAUACUAGGCUCAGUGAAGUGAAGAUAUCUUUUCCACAGUGGGAACUUCUGAAGCAGGAACAAUUAAAUAUUCUUCUCAAUCUGCCUGUGGACCAAGUGCAGUUACAGUUUGAGGAUAUCCUGAAUAUCAAAAACCAACAAACGUGUGUGAAAGAAGCUGCGCUGUUGGAGUAUUUUGUUAAUGGAUUUUGGUGGGCCAAAGAGAUGAACUUCAACUCUAAGCAAAUCUCGUUUAUCAUGGCACUUUUGCAGCAACUACUUGACAACAUAAAAUACAAACAGUCAUCAUUUGCUGAAAAUUUCAAGGCAUUUACCCAAACAGUUCUUGCCACCAGACAAUCCUCAUCCACACAAGAUAAAGCCAGUUUUUUAUUCACCACUGAUCAAAUCAAAGCUAUCACAGAUUACUUCAAGACCAGUCUUUUCCAGCACUACAGACUAUAUGAAUUAUUGUUCAAUCAUAGAAGAGAGGAGAAACUCCUGAAAAUAGAGAAGUGCAUUGAGGUGAUCAACCCUGCUGAGUUUGCUGCCCCGCUGGAAGAAGGCAUGCCCGCUGAUCUGUACUUCCAUUACAUGGCUCCCCCACGUGUCCAAACGCCUGAGCAGGCUGUGCAGGUAUCUCAUAUGGAGAAUGUUGAAGAACCUGGAAAAGCUGAGCUGGAAGAAAGUCCUGGGAAUCACGUGGGCUUCCGUGUGGAAGAUGUUCGAGAGGUGCUGGGGGAAAUGACCCAGGAGAUGUUAGCAAAACUGCAGGCCGACUUCACAGAGAAGCUGCGAGUUCAUGAGGAGACCUACAUCUCGAGGUUAGAGCGACUUCAAAAAGGCUCUUCCAAAUAGCACUGAUGAGAUGCCAAGAGGAUUUCCCACCAGUAUUUACUAAUUCAAUCAGAACGAGUCUGAAAAUAACACAGAAUAUGGCACUGGUGGUUUAUACCGAACAUUUUAUACACUUCAACCUCAUUUAUGUCAAGCAAAACUACUUUAUCAGUUUUGUGCGAUGUUGAUAAGAGAUUAAAUAAAUGACUGGUGAUCUGGUGACAUUCUUGAUUUAUUCAGCAAGAUAAAAUGAUGCAGAUGAAAUUCGGGAUGCUGUUCAUGCAAGUCAAGGAGGGAGCAGAAUAUCUAAUUAAGUUGUUUGUAUAAGGUUUUUGUGGCACCUUUCCCACAAGUCAUUAGCUGUCUGAAAGUAGCCCAGCGCUAUGGCAACGCUGUGUAACUCAGUCUAAAUAGCUGAGUUGCCAUAUAAAGUGAUGUAUUAUUAAAGCUGAAUAGUGACUUUUCCACUGCGUUUGAGAAAGCCCACAUAUAACUAUAAAUAUCCCCCGCAGUACAUAUGAAAGAAUGCUGAUCAUUUUUUUUGAAACUCGCAGCUCUUAUUUUCCAUUUUCACAGCGCAAUUAUUCCACAUCACAAGGCACAUUCUGCAUACGCAAUACCGUCGGAGAUUAUUAUUGUUAUUAUAAAGAUGAAUUAUUAAUUUAGCCCAUGUCAUUCCUAUUAUUAAAGGUCUCAAACUCUCACUACACAUUUAAUACUUAAACAGAUUAUGAUUGAUGGGUGAAACAGGUCCAUUUAAUCAGCGCAAUAUCA